Amoebophrya sp. A120 is the source of this 12000-nucleotide messenger RNA. Lineage: Eukaryota; Dinophyceae; Syndiniales; Amoebophryaceae. The record is from the annotation of a GenBank genome assembly.
AUGGGUGUGCCCGGUUCCGGAGGUUCCGGCCCGGGAAGGUCUGGCUCGGAUGAGGCGGGACGACCCGGCUUUGGGUACCCUGUGUAAAAACGUCACCACCCCAGAGUUAUCAUGCAGAUUUGCAAUGACAAGAACUGAACAUUUGUGAUGCGCACCCCCAUGUCAACAUGACUACAGGCAUUUUCAAUCGUGUUUGGGAAUUUGUAUAUGCUCUAAACGGAUAAGCAGAUGGAUUUGUAAUGCGGCUGUCCUUGCUACCUUGCACUACCUUACGGACUGCAACCUGUCAUGCGUGAUUCCCAUAACUCCUAGGUUUGUGUUGCAAAGUCCCCAUCUUGACUCUGGGGUGGGGACGUUUUUACUCAGGAUAUUGGGGCGCGUGUCGCCAAGGCUGUGCUGCUUUGCGUGUACAUCUUCCUUGGCGUAUCAACUAGAAAAAUUCCCCCACCCCAUAUCGAAAACGAAAUUUGUGAUGGUCUAUUUGAGUACACAAAUCGACUUGUAAUGCUAGAAGGCCAAGAGCCGCAGUUAUGGCCUCGUUUGCAGGCAAUUUGUCAUGCUGUUUCCCACUUCCAGUUGCUUCCUGUCAUGCUGAAGAUGCAAGGAUAUGGGGAGGGGGGAUUUUUCUUCUUGAUAUGGCGCGUCUAUGAUGUUGUCCGUGGAGAUCACGAAGAGCGUAUGCGUUGCAAAUAUGCCUGGGUCUGGAAGAGGGUCACUUGUCAUGCUACAUCUGGAUCGUGGAAAAAUUUGUGUUGCAUCAUUGCCAAAAGAGGUCCACUUUUGAACAAGUUUACAGGCAGUUUCUCAUGCAGAAAAGGCAUGAAAAAGAUCUCACAGAACCUAUCAUGCCAGGCCGUGCAUGCCAGUCCGCGUGGGUCAUGGAAAACCUGCAUGACAAACCUGGCAAUCUUCCAGACCCAAACAUUUUUGCAUUUGAUAGAGCGCGAAAACCAACAAAAUUGAAUACAGCACGCAACAGGCCGUCCUUAUGAACUGCAAAAGUAUCGUACUCGUACUAGACCACUACGCCGGCGUCCAGGACGCCGGCGAUAGGUGGCCUAGUAAAUCUAAACGCAACUACCAAGCAAACUAACAACAAAGAGGAGAAAACUUGGAGAGCGUUGGGCUGAAGACUAGUCGGAAGAAGCCUGCUCUUGGGAAUCUGCUAGCGGAAACGCGGCCACUAUUCGAAGCCCUUCGGGCCGCGGUUUUAGCAUGACAAAACGGGCCCGCACUUGCUACUGAAGCCUUUCACUAGUAGAGGCCCACAUUAGUAGACGCGCGCGCCUUCGCUUGCGGGGCUUCUUCCUAACAAGCUCGCCCCCGCCCGACCCGGCCGUCGGCCUUGGCCUUGGCCUAAUCCCCCGCUUUUGGGCUGCCCGCCUGAUCUCUAGAGGAGGCCUCUCCCCAGAUCUCUCCCCAGAUCUCUCCCCAGAUAUCUCCCCAGAUAUCUCCCCAGAUAUCUCCCCAGAUAUAUCCCCAGAUAUAUCCCCAGAUAUAUCCCCAGAUAUAUCCCCAGAUAUAUCCCCAGAUAUAUCCCCAGAUAUAUCCCCAGAUAUAUCCCCAGAGCGUUGUGAGUGCCCUUGCCCUUUUGGCGGGAAAGGCCGCCCUUUUCGUUUUGCAUGCGUGCCGAGUUUCAUCGCCCCCCCCUACCCCCCCAAAUGGGGCCGGUGUUUGGGUGUAGCCGGAAUAGGCCUGCCAAAAACCGGCCGGACCGCCCGCAGGGAGGACACACCUGCAGGAUUUUUGUUCCCCGCGAUGCCAUUUUUUUCUUACGCGUGUUCACUUAGAAGCUUCCCUUAGGGGCUCCCUUAAGGAAAGUUUCUAGAUGCCCUUUUUUCUAGAAUUCUUUUUCUAAGGGCGCCCCUAUAAUCUAUAAGGGCUAAAAAUCCGAGUAAAAAUUCUAUAGUUCUAUUUUAUAAAUGCAUUACAAAUUUCCUCAGCAUGAGAAAUAAAAUUGGUAAUGCUGAUUUGCCUUCAGAAAAAAAUUUGUGAUGCAAGACUUGCAUUUAUACGAGUGCGAUGCUUUUGCAUUGGAUAGUCCUGGCGAUCGAGGCACUGAAACUCGCAAUUUGCUACCUACUCAUUCACUAUCAAAUGCAAAGCUGUCUGGGUCUGGAAGGUUGAACCUGUAUUGCAUGUUUCGCAAUUCUAAAAAACCUGUAUUGCAUAAGCAGCAAAUAAAGCGCCACAUUUUCGUGAUGUUACAAAAGCGCAGUUUGUCAUGCGUUCUGCGCAUGAGAAUAAAGCGUUUGAAACAUUUGUCAUGCUGCGCUGCACUUACGGGCGCAGUCAAUCAUGACCAUUCAGCAUUACAAGUGUCCAGACAUCCAGGGAUAUUUGCAAUCCAUAUUCACUUCGGGCCCGCAAUCCUCCACAGUUUCGACGCCGACGGAGGGUCGUCUACUUACGAGUUCGACAAGGAUCAAACUUCGUGGCGAAACUGGUUUCGAUACGGCGGCCCUGCCUUGUGUUACGUAUCAAAUGCAAAAAUGUCUGGGUCUGGAAGAUUCCGAGAUUUGUCAUGCAGUUUUUCCAAGCUCCCCCACGUCUGGAAUGCAGGGCCUAGCAUCACAGGUUCUGCAGCUCCUUGGUGAUGCGUAUUCUGCAUGAGAAAUGCCCUCUCAGCAUGGCCAGAAGUAGGGACCUUUUGCACGUUAUGCAUCACAGAUCUCUGUGGGAUCCGAAACACGCAUCACAAGUUCGGAUCCUUCCAGACCCAGACAUUUUUACAUUUGAUAUUACGCACUGCAGAACAACGUGAACAUCUACGCCAUUUCCCUGCUCGGCGCGCACGUUUUUUCUCUUUUGUGCUAUGGAUCGCAAAAAUGUCCGCGUCUGGAAGAUUGCAGCUUGUAAUGCUGUCUUUGGAUUCCAAAAAAAUCUGUAUUGCAUGAGCAGCAACUGGACUCCAGUUUGUGUUACGCGGAGAGGGCAUUUCCCAUGCGGAAUAGGCAUUAGGGAGCCCUCUAAAAAUCUGCGUUGCUAGAUCAUGCAUUAGAGGCAUCAAUGAUCAUACAAAAUAUGCAUGACAAGUCUGCAUUCUUCCAGACCCAGACACUUUUGCAUUUGAUCUGUGCAACGGCAAGCUGAUGUUUUCCGCCGUGUUUGCAAGGGUUAUCAAAUGUAAAAAUGUCUGGGUCUGGAAGGAUGCAAGGUUUGUCAUGCAGGUUUUCCGUGACCCAUGAGGUCUGGAAUGCGAGACCCAGCAUGACAGAUUCUCUGAGGUCUCUCGCAUGCCUUUCCUGCAGGAGAAACUCCCUCUCAACUUGGUCAAAAGCGGACAGCUUUUGGUAUUGACGCAACAAAGAUUUUUGCAUCAUUCAGAUCUAGCAUGACAAGUUUUAAUCUUCCAGACCCAGACAUUUUUACAAUCCAUAAGGGUGUUGCUCAAGCAGAAGUUCUCCGAGGUCCAGUGGUUGGCCAUUUUUCUGCUGCUCCUUUCCAUCGUCAUCUCGCAGAUGAUAUCAAAUGCAAAUGCGUCUGGGUCUGGGACGAGAUUGCGAGAUUUGUCAUGCUAGUCUGGCAUGACUCUGAACUCUGUAUUGCGUGCCCGCGAAGGGGUCCUCUUGUCUGUAGUCAUGCAAACACGCAAUUUCUCAUGCGGAGUGCGCAACUCUAAACCACGGAAAAACUUGUCGUGCUGAGGAGCGCAUCACAGUGUUCUGACUAUUCCCUCCCCUGCAUCACAAGUUUCCAGACCCAGACAUAUUUGCAGUGCAUAGAUGAAAUUUUUGCUCCAGAUCGGCACCGAAACUUGCCCGCUGCAGCGGCUUCUGCGUGAUAUGGCGUUCUCAAAUGUUACAUUCUCAACUGUUACAUGAGUUUGUAAUGCAAGGACGGCAAAAAGUGAAUGGGGGAAGCUUGCGCCUUUUGCAUUACAGAUUUGGCACUGAUUUACAUGCUGUUUAGCCCCUUCGGAGAUUUGUCAUGCGAAGCAGCUUAAUGGUGGCGAUCUUGGACUUGGUGGCAAAUUUGCAUGACAAAUCAUGUAAGAAUGUAGCAUUUGAGAAUCCCAUACGUGAGGUGGAUAAUUUGGAUCUUUUCUAUAGUUCUGCUGCAGGAACUGGAACUGGAACUACACCAUCAUCAACGGACCACGACCACGACCACAUCGACAGUUCCUCUUAUUUCCCGUUUUAUUUUUCCCGCAAUUUUUUCCAUCCCCUUCACUCUUCCCUCGGGGAAGUUGUACAUGAACUAGCUCCAUCAUCAACGACAAGAAAUCUCGACGUUCUUCAGAGUUCUUCUGUGGAGGUUGUCGUGCCCACAAGAACAUCAAUAAACCCCGCCGCUGCACCAGCGCUCGCCUCUUCAUCUUCUCUGAUGUUGUCACCAGCAGUGGCACGACUAGCGGAAGGAGGUAGUUCUCUAAUAACUGCAGCUACUACCGCCGGGAUCACAAUGCUGGCAAACAGGAGUGCAGCACCCCGCCGUCUCCUGCCGACUACACGACAGCACGGCGAGCAGCCGGAAGGUACAAGUAAAACUACAAGUUUAUUUUCUGAGGAAAUACAACCACUCAGCGGAGGUGGAACGACAGAAGAGGAGUUAGCUUGGUGGCCUUUCUUGGAGCUUGGUGGCCUUUCUUGGAGGGGUAGUCUGGUGGAGGCGUGCGCCCUGAACAAGAGGGCGGAGUGCCUCCGAAAAGUAGCGAGCUGGAAUAAGCUUAAAUGGCGAGCACGCCGCGAGACUCGCACGUGCAUGCGAAGUAGACAACUGGCACAGAAAGACUUUCGCUGCUUUGGCUGCAAGCACGUCCACGGCGCUACAAAGGUGCCGCACCUGUUGCCCGCGCGCGGGCGCUGUGUGAAGUUGCGGCCACCCUAGGUGGCCGCCUACGUUAAGGCGUGGCGCCGCGCCCCCCCCGGGGGACGCAGAGCGGCGCAUUCACUUUGAACAGCCGCCCUGGUCUGCAGAGAGUCAAAAGACUUGCAGACCAUAAGCUUUAGGCCCCAGCUGGCUUCGCUCCUACUUUAAGACACAGGCACUGCGCGCAGGCGGGCGAACUGCAUUGGGGGGGCGGUUCCGGUAGAGGUUCAGGGAGAGGGUCCGGGAGAGGGUCGGGGAGAGGGUCAGAGAGGUUCCGGGAGAGGGUCCGGGAAAGGUUCGGAGAGGGUCGCGAAGAGGGUCCGGGAGAGGGUCGGAGAGGUCCCGAGAGGGUCCGCCGAGAGGUAGAGUAGAGGUUCCCGGAGAGGGUCGCGGUAGAGGGUCGCAUAGAGGGUCGCCCUAUAUUGUGGAACCUCUCCGACCCUCUAUGCGACCCUCUACCGCGACCCUCUACUCUCAUGAUUGCCAAACUCGUCAUGAUUGCUCUUUCCAAAAAUGUCCGCCACUGUCGUUCCUCGCUGAUGACCAUGCCUUCCAAUCCCCCUUUUUUUUAUCCAACAAAAAGCUUUGUUUUGGGCUAGUCAGCUUGGACGCCAGGGCACAAGGAGACAGGUAUAGUGACACAGCCGCCAAGACAUAGCAGAGGCGAACGGAGUCGAAGACAGCGCCAGCCUCUUGGGUGCCCGCUUUCUUUGCGUAGCAAGAUCGUGCGCACCCUGGCUGUGUCUUCCCAAGCGUGACGGGGUGGAGCGAUUACGUACCUACGAGGAUGAGGAGCCUCGGCUUGCUAAUACAUCAUUGCGGACGGCCCCGCAUUGAUGUCGGACAAGUCCCGAAGACGCAUGUUGAUCACGUUGAACCGCGGCGGAGGAGGAGAUGAGCAGAGACCUAACUUAAUCCUCCUUGAACACUAGGAUCUGCACUACUUCUCUUUGCUUAUGGUUUAUAGUUGAUCUCAUACUAAAAAAAAGGUGGAACGACAGAAGAGGAGUUAGCUCGUGCCAAAGGUGGAGGACGUAGAAGAACUUCUUCUCCAGCCGGUGCAAAGAAACAAGGAGAAGAGGAGAAAUUUGAUGAGCAGGUUUCUCCACGUUUUUAUCAACUACCCUCGUCCUCCGCGACGAAGUGGAGCGAGACGAGCUCCAAUAGUAAAAGUAAAACCAGGACGAGAGAUGGUACGGCUAGCAGAACAACAGGAGAACAGCCGGGCAGCACAAAAAGCAUCGGAGGUAGUAGAAGUACAGCGACGCUAAUAUCAAAUAGCGUCGUCGACGAGGUGCAAGAACAGCCUGCAAAUUAUAACUCCUCGCCAGCUUUUGUCGGAGAAGAUGUUGUAUCAAGUGCAAAAGUAUCGUACUCGUAGUAAUUGCAUUUAUGCAUUACAAAUCUCUUUCUCAAGGUCAAUCAGCAUUGCAAAUUCAAUUUGUAAUGCUGGGGGAAUUUGUAAUGCAAUUUAUACUAGUACGAUGCUUUGCAUUGCAUAUGUUGUUUCUGGGCGCCGCCGCGUAGCCGCGGAGGUAUCAAAUGCAAAAAUGUCUGGGUCUGGAAGAAUGCAACUUGUGAUGCUGAAUUUGGAUUCCAAAAAAAUCUGUAUUGCAUGAGCAGCAAAGGGAAUGUAAUUUCUGCUACGCGGAGAGGGCAUUUGUCAUGCGGAAUAGGCAUUGCGAAGCCCUCAAAAAAUCUGUGGUGCUAGGGCAUGCAUCACAGACAUCAUUGCCCAUGCAAAACAUGCAUGACAUUGUCAUGACAAGUCUCAGAAUCUUCCAGACCCAGACACUUUUGCAUUUGAUAGGAGGACGCUGAUGGCAAAGGUGAAAGUAAGGAGCAUAUUAAGCAGGAUAAGAAUCCCAUGCAGGGAAAAAAGUGUUAAUACAGUUACACGUUUGCAAUGCAGUUGAAUGCAGCAUCACAAUAAGUUUGCCUCGCAUGACGGAGAAAACUUGUAAAAAUGCAGAGAUCAUAAGGCAAAGCUAUACACACACGAAACGAGACUCGCAAGCAUUUUGCGCAUAACAGAGGUCGUCUGUCUAUGUCUUGCGUGUUUUGCAUACACUUCUACGUGUGUAGUAAGUGUAACAUUUUUUUCUUUGCAUAAAUACUCAGCAGCAGGACCACGAGGUCGUCCACCACGGAGGUGCUGAUGCACCGGACAACAGGCAAAAGCAAGAACAUAUCAUAACGCAGCUGCAGGAGCCAUUAACAAAGAACUACGAGCAGGGACCCGGCGCCGGCCGCGACGGGAAAAUAAAAAGUCCCGCCGGUUCCACCUCCCCGCGGGACGAAGAUCGCGAGGAAGUUGCAAACUUGCUCUUGGGGCUUCCUCUCCUACUCGUUUCCACCGUUCUCUCCGGGUUCUAUGCUGAGCAAAAACGCGGCCCACGCCCCAGAGUCGAGUAGAUCCGGGUUUUGCAACACAAAUCCAGGAGUUUUGGGAGUGAUGCAUGACAAGUUUGUCUUUGUAGUGUAGUGCAGGCUAGCAAGCGCAAACGCAUCACAAAGCCGUCUCCUUAUCCUGUUUCGAGCAUCAGAAAUUCCAAAACACGAUUGCAAGAAAUGCUUCUCAUGCAGAUGCGCCUUACAAAUGUGCCGCUCAUUGGAAUUCUGCAUUACAACUCUGGGCGGGCGGUGGUGGCGUUUUUACAAAUGAUAGGCUCGCGGGCAUCCUCAACGAGUGGCUAUUGAAAGCGGUCGACGAGUAUGACAUGCUCAUUUGUGUUGCAUGACGAGCAUGACAGACUCGGACAACAUUCCACUUUCUGCAAUACAAAUUUCGCCAGAUACAACUUGUAGUGCGGUUUGGGACCACUCCGGAACUUGUCAUGCGCAAUCCUAUCAGAGUUGGCUACAUAAUGCACCUCUUGCAUCACAGAUUUCGAUAUUCUAUGGUAACCGAUUUGAGAUUGUAACAGCACUUGAGCAGGUUAUAACGAGGACGUGACUUUUUUGCGCAAAAAUGUGUAUACCUACCAGUGGGGCUGCCUCUUCAACUCCGGCGCGGCGGUCCUGCCCCUGCUUUACCAGGCUUGGGGUGCGUAUGAACUGCAAAAGUAUCGCACUCGUAUUUUUGCAAUCAUGCAUGACAAAUCGUUUUGUUACAGGUACAUCCGCAUUACAAAUUUUGUUUCUCAUGCGGAGAAAAUUUGUAAUGCAUUUCUAGGAGUAUCAGAUACUUUUGCAGUUCAUAGUGCGGCCACAUCAACAACUCCAGCAUCUCCUGCAGCAAUUCUAUAUCAAAUGCAAAAAUCCCUGGAUGUCUGGAAGAGUGCUCGACUUGUCAUGCAGCUUUUCCAUCACCCAUGACGUCUGGAAUGCAGGACCUAGCAUGACAGAUUCUGUGCGAUCUCUCUCAUGCCUAUCCUGUCGAUGAGAAACUCCCUCCCGACUUGGUCAACAAAACUGGACGACUUUUGGUAAUCAUGCAACACAGAUUUUUGCAUGCUUCAGAUUUAGCAUGACAAGUUGCAUUCUUCCAGACAUCCAGGGACUUUUACAUUUGAUAUUCUAGUACCCGGUCGUAGUUCCCAGACUGGAGGACCUCCCGCGGCGGGUCGUGACCAAGAACCCGAGCAGGAGCUUCAGCCCUACUUAGUGAAUUUACCCGGUACCGCGUGGCCCUACAUUUUGACCAAUGUCGCCCUGGGCCUCAGCGUGAGUGGCAUCCUGAUAUGAAUUGCAAAAGUAUCGUACUCGUAUAAAUGCAUAUACAAAUUUCCUCAGCAUGAGAAAUAAAAUUUGUAAUGCAGAUCUGCCUUGGGAACAAGAUCUGUAAUGCAAGACUUGCAUUUAUACGAGUGCGAUACUUUCGCACAGGAUACCUGAAGUAUUACGACAACAUCGUGAAAAAUUUCGCGAACGUCGGGGUGAUGUUGCUGGUGAGCUUCGUCUAUCAACUGCAAAUAGGUCUGGGUUAACUGGAAGGAUGCGAACUUGUCAUGCACGUUUUGCAUGAGCCAUGAUCGAUCUGUGACGUAGUACGCCCUAGCAUCAGAGAGUUUUUUAGGGCGUCCUCUUGAUGCCUAUCCCGCACUACAAAUGCCCACCUCUUCGCGUAUCAAGAGUUGGACUCCUUCUGCGGCUCAUGCAAUACAGAUUUUUUUAGAAUCCAAACCCAGCAUCACAAGUUGCACUCUUCUAGACAUCCAGGGAUGCUUGCAUUUGAUAUCGUCUCCUGGCUCGUGUUCGCGAAGAAAAUUGACGCGGGCUUCGUGUUAUAUGAAAAUGAAAAAUCCCCCCUCCCCAUACCGAAAGGGAGAUUUGUGUAGCAUGAUUUGUGACCACAAAUCAUGUUGUCAUGCUAGAAGGGAAGAGAUGCGGAUUGUAGUGCUGGCUGGCGUAGGAAAGCCUUGCGCCUUUAGCAUGACACAAAGCAACUGGAAACGGAAAACAGCAUGACAAAUUGCCUGCAAACGAGGGAGCAGCUGCGUCUCUUGGCCUUCUAGCAACACAAUUCGAUUUGUGUACUCAAAUACAGCAACACAAAUUUCAUUUUGGAUAUGGGGAGGGGGGAUUUGUCCUCACAAUAUGUUAGGAUUUUUAGUCUACACCGUGGCCAGCUACGAGUACGUCCGAUUCCCCGAGGAUCCGGAAGCAGCGAUGAAAAAAAAUAGGAAAACCGACCACGAACCUGUCCCAACCGCCGAGGAGGCAGUCGACGAGGAGGAGGACGACAGCCAAGUAAUAAUAUGAAUUGCAAAACAAGUAUCGUACUCGUCCUCGUCGUAUAAAUGCAUUACAAAUUAUUUCCUCAGCACGAGAAAUGGAAUUCGUCAUGCUGAUUUGCCUUGGCAACAAGAUUUGUAAUGCAAGUAGACUUGCAUUUUUUAUACGAGUGCGAUACUUUUCUUGCACGGGAUAAAUAGAAGUGGACGUCGAGGACUCGGUAUCCGACAAGUAGGAAAAGCUCGCUGUGUAUCAAAUGCAAAAAUGUCUGGGUCUGCAAGGUUGGAAUUUGUGAUGCUAACUUUGGAUGCUAAAAAAAUCUGUAUUGCAUGACCAGCAAGAGGAUCCCAGUUUAUGCUACGCGGGGAGGGCAUUUGUCAUGCGGGGUAGGCAUCAGGAAGGCCUCUAAAAAUAUGUGAUGCUAGAUCAUGCAUUACAGACAUCUGAGUCAUGCAAAAUAUGCAUGACAAACCUGGAAAGCUUCCAGACCCAGACACUUUUGCAAUGCAUACUGUGGCUCCUGUGGCUUAUAUGACUAGCAGUUUUAACAACUGCAGCUGCACCCUUGAAAAUGUAUAUAAUAUCUUCCUACUUCUACACAGAAUAGUUGUGUAUCAGGUAAUAUUCAAUGUUGUAGCGGGAGGCUAUACGGUAAUCCGUAUGCGGAAUGGUUGAUAUUUAAAAAAAUACAAAAAAAAGGCGCGCAAAAUAAAUUAUUUACAGCUUUCGGCAAAUACAACUUUGUUGAUGACCUGAUAUUCUUUCGCGACGUGUCAGGUUCCUGUUUUAAACGAGGAGGCAAAGUCCUCCCGGGUAGUUUUUCUCAGUCCUCCCGGGUAGUGUGCCCAACUCUGUGCCCGCCGUCCCACGUCACCGUCGCCCUGUGUUCAGGCGUUAUUCGCGGUCCUUUGCGUACGUCUGCCCUGCUCCGGGCCGCGCACUUGUGGUUGACCCCGCGCCGAGGCCUAUGCGGCACUACUAGUUCACUUCGGCCGCGUAUUUGCGGUUGACCCUGCGCAGAGGCCUAGACGGCGCCACUGGUUCACUUCAGCCGCACGGGCUCCAUGAAUGUGUUGCGGCUUGGGACGAAAGGACACCACGGCGAGCUCCCUGCCUGCGGCAGCGGGGCCGACUGCGCGGCGGGCCCCCGCUGCGUUUCCCCUGUUGCGGGCGCGGAGCGAUGUACGCGACAAGAGCCCUUGCAUGCGAGUGGGAAAGGAAGGCGGGGGACCCCGAACAACACGGGGGCCCCCCGCGACCAGGUGAAAAAGGCGGGGGGCCCCCUUGGGUACCAAAGGCGGAGGCCGGGGGCCCCCCGCGCGCGGGAGAGAAAGGCGUGGGGCCCCCUUGGGUGCCCCCGGCCUCCAAAGGUGGAGGCCGAGGGCCCCCUGCGGGCGGGAGAAAUUUACCGCGGAGAAGGACGGGGCCCCCCCCGGCCUCCGGCGGGCGGCCCGGCUGGGAGAAGGGCGGGGGCCCCCUGCGGAGGCGGAAGCGCGGGGGCCCCCUGCGGACGCGGGAUGCCCAGCGGGCGGUAAGGCGGGACGGAGGCGGGGGCCCCCUGUUUCACCAGGCAGGCGGCCCGGGAGAAGGGCGGGGGCCCCCUGUGGAGGCGGAAGGGCGGGGCCCCCUGCGGACGCGGGAUACGCAGCGGGUGAGAGGGCGGGAGGCGGGGGCCCCCUGCUUUCCCCGAUGGUAUGCGCGACACAAAAAUAGUAACACUCAUCGUAGCAUCGUGAAUACAAAUCUAGGCCUCAGCACGUACCGGCCUCUCUUUAUUAAACGAGGAGGCAAAGUCCUCCCGGGUAGUUUUUCUCAGGUCUAAGCUGCAAACUGAAUCUGUAGUGCCUCUGAUUGAUUUAGCCGCAGAGUAAGUAUGUUUAAUAUUCUUGAAGUAGCGCUAGCGUCGUGGUGAGAAGAAAGCACAGCUUUCAUUUUUCACCGGAAGAACGCCAACGACUUCCAUUCAGAACAAACAAACAAAGGUCAGCAGUGAUUGUUUCUUUACUGUUUAGUGAAUUCAUUUGAACAUUUCAUUUUCGGCAAUUUUUUUGAGUGUAGUUGCGCAGUUGGAUAUUUAUAUUGUCAUACAUCUUGUUGUAGAUGUUGAACUUCUUCUUCUACUCUCCGCGACUUUGGUGUAGUGAAAUGCAAAUGCUGGCAAUAAAGGUAGAGAAUUAUAUUGAAGAGAUGUUGAAGGUCAUCGUGCCCGACAUCACUGCGAUGAAAGAGCGCCAUCACUUCGCAUCCGGUGUCUUUGCAAAGAUCGGCCAGAUUUGUGCAUUCACAAUCAGGAAUUCAAGCACUUCGACUCAUUUUCCCCUGCUGUAUUCUGGGACUUUGUGAAACAGACCGCAGGUGGGUCGAAAACCCACUGUAUACGAGUGGGGUGUGCGCAUUAUCUAUACGGACUCGAGCCUGUCGAUGCAGUUUUGCGCCAUUGUAGAUGGUCCGCGGAGGAUUUACUCUGCUACUACAACCGUAUGGCGCUGUAGCUCUUGGCCGAAAUUAUAU